Molecule: messenger RNA, 1687 nt
Organism: Tuber aestivum (summer truffle)
Lineage: Eukaryota; Fungi; Ascomycota; Pezizomycetes; Pezizales; Tuberaceae
Source: the annotation of a GenBank genome assembly
AACUCGCGCGACCAUCAUAUCGCAUCACCCCGCACCCACAACGCCUCUGUAUUCUGAGGGUCUAAACCUAGGUCCAAGCUUCUCUCUUCAUCAAACUGCCGGAAUCAUACUGGGAGCAUCACACAAGCAUCCCCCAUUCCCCUCACCGCCUUCCCCUUUACGACAACAUCUCUCCCAUCAUGGAAUCUUCGGCCAGAAAGCAGUUCGGUAAGCUCGGAGGACCCCCUUGAUCCUUGAAUUAUCCUUCUCGCAAUUUCGCUAAUUUUCCUCCUGAUGGUCAGAUUUCGAAAAUAGUAUCACCUUGGUUGAUCCCACCAAAGAUGGUAUCUACGCUUACGAUGAUACCGAACAGAAGUGGGCAUUCCUCCUGAGCUUCAGUCUAAGGCGUCGAUGGCAAACAUUUAAUAAUCGCAUAGAACGCUGAGCGAGAAACGACCAUGGAAAGACAAUCCAAAUUACUUUAAACGCGUUCGCAUUUCUGCUGUUGCUCUGUUAAAGAUGGUUAUGCAUGCUCGGUCGGGCGGCUCGAUCGAGAUCAUGGGCCUGAUGGUUUGUUCUCAGCUCCCCAUUACCCCCGCUCCUAGCCGUGCUCGCUAACACCUGACAACUAUCAGCAAGGAAAAAUAGCCCACGAGACCUUUAUCGUAACGGACGCCUUCCCCUUACCGGUGGAGGGUACGGAGACACGUGUAAACGCGCAGGAGCAAGCUUAUGAGUACAUGGGAGCUUAUGUCGACUCUCAAAAGGCCGAGAAGCGCCCGGAGAACAUCGUCGGCUGGUAUCAUUCUCAUCCAGGUUACGGAUGCUGGCUGUCGGGGAUUGAUGUCAACACCCAGAUGAACCAGCAAAAAUUUACCGAUCCCUUCCUCGCCGUGGUCAUUGAUCCGGAUAGAACUAUAUCCGCUGGGAAAGUGGAUAUUGGAGCUUUCAGAACCUAUCCCGAGGGCCAUAAGGGGAAGAGCGACGAGGAGGGAGAAUACCAGACUAUCCCUUUGGCGAAGAUCGAGGAUUUUGGAGCCCAUACUAACCAGUAUGUUUACCCCCUUUCUGGAAACGAGUCCAACAUUGACAAUGGGCAGAUAUUACACUCUUGAGGUCUCCCACUUUAAAUCCUCCCUCGAUACCCACCUCCUCGAUCUUCUAUGGAAUAAAUACUGGGUGUCAACACUAUCGCAAUCACCAUUGUUUACCAAUCGCGAUUACUCUACAAAGCAGAUGGUCGAUUUGUCCCAGAAGAUCCACAAGACAGAACACUCGCUACUCUCUGGAGCUGGUAAGAGCAAUAGAUCGUCGCUGCUCGCCCCCAGUGUAACCGGCAAGCCGCAAGCUGAAGGGCAACUCGAUAAGGUUGUCAAAGAUAGUAAUAAGAUUGCCUCCGAAGAAAUCACUGGCCUCUUCAGCAGUGUUGUGAAGGACCGAGUGUUUGGGGGAGUGGAUGUUGUCACCUCGACCGGAAAACACUCUUGAGAGCUCCUCUAGAAGACAGCGGGUUGAUCACAUUAGAGGUUUCAUUUCGCCCGGCAACCUGGAUGGGGGAAUGGCGUUCCUGGGUCCGCAUUUUAUAUUCUCUAUAGCCCUCAACAGUAGCCCCACUAGAUAUUCAUCCGCCAGGCCGGAAUUGUGGGGCGACAAAAUUUGCGAGGGGGUGAUCUGGUGCGGUACUUCAAUUUGACAUAUCUCUACUCUA